Xylona heveae TC161 is the source of this 2201-nucleotide messenger RNA. RefSeq lists its product as hypothetical. Lineage: Eukaryota; Fungi; Ascomycota; Xylonomycetes; Xylonales; Xylonaceae. The transcript has 4 exons. The record is from RefSeq and is a predicted model, not a curated record. The coding region runs from base 380 to 1816 and encodes 478 amino acids.
UGUAGAGACAAAUCUUUGCCGAUGGUUGAAGCCUGGCAUCGAGGCUGGGCCGUUUUCUUAGGCGAAUUUAUCUCUUGCCUCUCAGAUCUUCUCUCACACACUCUCGCAUAUCCUCACUUUCCUCCAAAUUGAAAGAAAGCCGUCCAGAUCCACUCGCCAACUCUUCCUGGUGACGGAAUUUUCGGAAUCACCCUCGUUGAUCUCAUCCUUACACCCCAAACCACGGGAUUUAUCGUUUUAGCAUUCUUUACAUUUUCUGCAUUCGCGCUUCUUCUCUCAAGUCGGUCGUUGUUCCCUCAUUCUAGCUCGCUUGUCUCACACAAAGCGGAAACUGCUCAAACUUUAUGCCUGUCUAGCUUCGCUCAAAGCGUCCUUCAAGAUGGGAGCUGCCUUUUUCAAUUCCUGGAAACUCUGGCAGAAAAUGACCUUUGUCCUCGGGGUUGGUCUUGUUCUUGUGAUUAUCUAUGGGCUAAUCAUAUUAUAUCGCAAUCGCUGGCGCGUUCGAAAGUACAUGGCUCUUGAAGAAGCUCAGAGAGUUGAUUUAGAACGUGCCAGGCAGACGCGAACCAUAAUCAAUCUCAACGGCGAACGGUUGCCAUUUGGUGUCAGAGCUCUCGAAGCAGGAAUCGUGACUGAAGGCGUCAUUGUGUCCCCUAAUGUCACUCCUGUUGUCACUCCGACAGCUUCGGUUGCGACUACUCCAACAGCCAGCAUCCGUGCCAGUUCCACGGUGACCCCUUCCGAUUUUACCUCAUCUUCUCGAGAUGAUCGAGACUCUCUCCCAUCUCGUUCUCGGCUCUCGCAACUGCAAGGCGGCCGUAAUCUUUCUUCCGGCACACUUAGUUCGGCUUCCUCGACUACUGCCUCAAUUUCUGAAAAGCGCGAAUCGGCUCAUGCUUCCCCAGCCCAGGGAGACCCGAAAACAUCUUUGUCGAGAUCCAAAGCUUGCCGUUACCACCCACGUCACUACUCUGAGCUGCGCCACAGCAGCGGCAUUACACGUAACCAGGAAGCUCUUCAAGCCCUCGAAGGAAAACAGGGGCGCUUCAAGAAUUUUACAAAGUUUGUUAAGGCACCCCUCCGCUACCAAGGCAACAAGUACGGACCUGCUAGCACCAGUAAUGGAAUUACUUCAGUGGUUGCUCUCUCGUCUUCUCCAAAUGCUGCAUCGCCUCCGCCUAGAUUUUCCUUUGAAUCUUUCUCUGAAAAAAAUGGCAUUCACAAAUCCUCUGAAAUCGAAGAGGUUGACCUCGGACUACUUCAUAACCACCGAAUUUCCCAUGCUGCUGAGGUUGGGCAACUGGUCCCAAGGUUUCGCAAACCCACUGGUGAUGGCGUUUCCGAUAGAAUUGCUUCUGGUGUCUCCUCGGCCCCUGGUGUAGAUGGGUAUUCUAUCGGCCCUCAGACUUUACCUAGUACCAGCUUGAAUGUCAUUUUCGCUGCUUCGGGCUUCAACCAGACUCUUUCAGGCUCGGGGCAAUCUUUCCCAUCGAAGACUGGUGGGCUUGAAGCCUACAAGUUGGAAGAUCUGGCUACCUCUUCGCUUCCGUCUGCUGGUCCCGAAGCCCAUGAUGCUAUCAAUUUGCCAAAGGAAGUGAAGAAGGGAGCCAGCCAUGCUUCGACUAUUCUUCGACGGGUGAACUCUGGCUUUGAGAUCCUUGUGCCAGGCACUCUCGAUUUGAAUGAUGCACACUGCACUGAUUCCGCGGAUGCAUUGCUUGGGGCAAAGACCAAAGAGGAUGACGCUCCCAAAAAGCUUCAAAAGAAAAUGCCGAUGGCUCGCGAGCGGUCUUCCAGUUUUGUUGAACAUCUUUGAUGGUUGCUUUGAACUUGGAGCAGACGAGCACAGUUAUUGACCGGAAAUGCAAUUCAACCAGUGGCUUCUCGGCAUGUCGAUUUGCUGUCCGAUCAUCUCUAUUUUCUCGGUCUUGUUUUCAACACCUGCAUCAUCUCAUUGGCAUUGACUGAUCCUUCAUCAACCUUGUAAAUGCGGGUGCAUUAGCUUCUGUUGCGUCAACUUGUACAUGAAAAACGUCAAACUCGCAUUCGGCUUAUUCAAUUUGCUUCGCGAUUGAGGGAAACGUACAUAACAGCGGACCGUUUUUCGUCAAUUCCGCAUUCUGCAAGAUAUCCAUUGAGGUUUCCCGGCCGGCGUUCUGAUUUAUAUGAAGUUUUAAUAUUUGACUCUUUUCAAAUCUCUU